Molecule: messenger RNA, 1764 nt
Organism: Naegleria lovaniensis
Lineage: Eukaryota; Heterolobosea; Eutetramitea; Acrasida; Naegleriidae
Exons: 2
Coding region: 1-1764 (587 amino acids)
Cellular component (GO): mitochondrial matrix
Molecular function (GO): L-glutamate gamma-semialdehyde dehydrogenase (NAD+) activity
Source: RefSeq, a predicted model, not a curated record
AUGAUGAAAAAGACAAACAAUACCAUCCAAAAAUUGAGUACUCAAUACAUUCAAAAGAGAGCAUUUUCGACCGGAAAUGCAAUGAAUCGAUUGACGAGUCAUGGCACCAUUCAAUUGCCGUAUAUUGUGAAUGAGCCAAUGAAAACCUAUGCAAAAGGCUCUCCAGAACGAUCCGCUGUUCUCUCCGAAUGCGAAAAGUAUCUCAAUGUUCCAAAGGAUUCCAUCCUCCAAAUUCCAACCAUCAUCAAUGGAAAACGUUAUUAUCAAAACGAUGAAGAUUUAACCUUCCUUCGUGAGAUGCCUUCUCUCCGUUCUCAAUAUCUAUUCCGUGCUCAUGGUGCCAAUAAGGACAUGAUCCGAGAAGCUAUUGAAGGCUCUUUGAAAGCCAAGAAGGAAUGGGAAGAUAUGCCUCUCGAGUAUAAGUGUUCUGUCUUUUUGAAAGCUGCAGAUUUGUUAUCUAGUCCAGAUUGGAGAUACAAGAUCAAUGCUGCUACCAUGAUGGGACAAGGAAAGACCAUGUAUCAAGCUGAGAUUGAUAGUUCUGCUGAAUUAAUUGACUUUUUACGAUUUAAUGCUUUUUAUGCUUCCAAGUUGAUUGGACGACAAGUGGAUCAUCACAAUGCUGGAACUUGGAAUCGAGUGGAAUAUCGUGCUUUGGAAGGAUUUGUUGCUGCAAUUUCUCCAUUUAAUUUUACUGCUAUUGGAGGAAAUUUAGCUUGUGCUCCAGCUCAAAUGGGAAAUGUUGUCUUGUGGAAACCAAGUGACACUGCUGUGUUGAGUAAUUAUGUGAUUUAUCAAGUUUUGGAGGCUGCUGGAUUGCCACCAGGUGUUAUUCAAUUUGUUCCAACCAAGAAGGCAUCCGAUUUUGGAGAGACAGUUCUCAAUGAUCCAAACUUUACAGGUCUCCAUUUCACAGGUAGUACCAAGACAUUCCAAACAUUGUACAAUGAAAUUUCUAACAAGUUGAACACUUACAAAUCCAUUCCAAGAAUUGUUGGUGAGACGGGUGGAAAGAAUUUCCACUUUAUGCAUCCAGAUUGUGAUGUGACCACCUUUGUCAAUCAAACAUUGCGUGGCUCAUUUGAGUACAGCGGUCAAAAGUGCAGUGCUACAUCAAGAUGUUACAUUCCAAAAUCUAAAUUUGCUGAAGUUAAACAAGCACUCAUUGAGGAGACCAAGAAGCUUAAAGUUGGUCAACCCAACGAUCCAAAAUCAUUCACCUCUGCUGUUAUUGAUGAAAAAUCAUUCGACAAGAUUGUUGGAUUUAUUGAACGAGCAAGGAAUAGUCCUAAAUCAAAGAUCAUUGUUGGAGGUAACCAUUCUAAGGAAGUUGGUUACUUUGUUGACCCAACCAUUAUUGAGACUACUGAUCCUGUUUCUGAAACCAUGUCACAAGAAAUCUUUGGACCAGUUCUCACUAUUUAUGCCUAUGAUGAUUCAACACAGACCUUCCUCGAUGAUGUACUUCGUUUAAUUGAUACCACAUCUUCGUAUGGACUUACGGGUGCAAUCUUUGCUCGUGAUCGCAAUGUUAUUGCUAAAUGUGUGGAAGGUCUCAGACAUAGUGCUGGUAACUUUUAUAUUAAUGACAAAAGUACUGGUGCCAUCGUUGGUCAACAACCAUUUGGUGGAAGUAGAGUCUCUGGAACCAACGAUAAGGCUGGCUCAGAGAAUAUGCUUCUGAGAUGGACCAGUGUGAGAGCUAUUAAGGAAACAUUUGUACCUCUCAAACAUUGGGGAUAUCCUUCCAUUGAUUUGGAAUAA